AUGGUAAAGACAACGCUACCAGGCCUGCGGUCAGAAAUGACGCGCUUCAAUCAGGUAGCACUGUGGCAUCCAGGGCACUCGAGUGUUCCUUCCAAGAAAACACCUGAACGUAGUUUGUGGGUUGAUUACUGUGAAAACUCUACGAUUCAUGGAUUUAAGUAUUUCGUUGGCAGCAAGCGAACGCUGGUGGAGAGGAUUUGGUGGAUCAUCGUGUGCCUCCUGUCGGUGUAUGGCUGUGGCAAGUUGAUAUACAGUAUCUACAACAAGUGGGACCUCGAACCGGUGGUGGUGACGUUUGCGGAGAAGUCAAUCCCGGUCUACACCAUUCCCUUUCCCGCCAUUAUGGUCUGUCCGGAGAUUAAGGCCCGGCGAGAGGUGUUUAACUUCACAAACAGCUACGAGCUGUACAGUGAGCCCGGUAUCGCCCAAUUCAUGGCCAAAGCACAAGUUGAUAGGUUGGAAGCGCUGCUGCAGGUUUGUGACUUUUCGUUCGGCGUGGACAUGAACAACAGUUCGUACGAUGAUGAUUUGGCUGCACGGCUGCAAGAGAUGGCAAUUCCGUUUGAGGAUAUCUUCGUGAGCUGUGGCUGGAGGGCACGGCCGGUGGAUUGUGGGUUGCUGUUUAAGAAACAGUUCACCGAAGCUGGCAUCUGCUACACAUUCAACUCGCUCGCGGCUGACGAUCUGAUGCGGAAGGAGGCACUGCAUCCGGACUACGUCUUUCCGGAGGAGAACAUCUCUUCCAUGUUCUGGUCCAUGGACGAAGGGUUCCGCGAGGGAGCAGCUGGGGAUAGCUAUCCGAGGCGAACGUUCGGGGCCGGGAUCAGGGCUGGAAUGUUCGUGAUCCUUAAAGCACGGAUGAAGGACGCAGACUAUCUGUGCAGCAACUCUUUUCAGGGAUUCAAAGUGCAUCUCUAUCCUCCACACCAGUACCCGAGGGUGUACAAUCAAUUCUUUCGAAUUCCGCUGGGCCAGGAAGUGUCCGUCUCGGUCGAUCCGUUGGUCAUCGAUACUUCGCCCAAGAUCAAAAGCUACAACUCUCAGCGGCGCAAGUGUUUCUACAAUCGUGAGCGACGUUUACGAUUCUUCAAACUCUACACUAAAAACAACUGCGAAACGGAAUGUCUCUCGAAUUACACUCUGCAGUCGUGUGGUUGUGUUCAGUUCGCACUACCACGAUCACCUGAGGCAAGGGUUUGCGGAUUAGGCAAAGCGAGCUGUUGCGAUCAAGCUCUGUCGAUGUUGGAGCAGAUGGAUCUGUUGCACGAGAUGAACCGAUCGAACAACUUUCUGGAGCACUGCAACUGUUUGCCAUCCUGCAACACUGUUUACUAUAACACCGAGAUCUCCCAGGCACAGUUCGAUUGGCGCAUGCUGGCCGAGAAGAUCCGGUUGAUAUCACACGAGAUAGAUGAAACCGAACUCUCCCUCCUGACGGUCCAUUUCAAGGUGUCGCGGGUGAUCCCGGUCCGACGAAGCGAACUGUUUGGCGUAACCGACUUUCUGGCCAAUUGUGGCGGCAUUCUUGGGCUCUUCAUGGGCGUCAGUAUACUCAGCAUCGUCGAGAUCCUCUACUACUGCACGUUGAAGCCUUUUAUGGCACGUCGCCGCACCGACCAGGCGGCGUCGGUGGCCACCAAAUCCAAACUCAUCCUACCACCAACCGGGCCGCCUCGCAAAGAAGCCAUGAAAUGGUGA
Molecule: messenger RNA, 1698 nt
Organism: Anopheles aquasalis
Lineage: Eukaryota; Metazoa; Arthropoda; Insecta; Diptera; Culicidae
Product: pickpocket protein 28-like
Biological process (GO): sodium ion transmembrane transport
Cellular component (GO): plasma membrane
Molecular function (GO): ligand-gated sodium channel activity
Source: RefSeq, a predicted model, not a curated record